AUGGUUGUGUACACAUGCUGCUGUCUCAAUAUUUGCAUAUUUGCAGAUAAAAUUGAUGGAAAGUCAGAAUCUGAUAUCUUUAAAGCAUGUCCUUUAGGGUCAUCCUGUGAAGCUGUUGAGUUGAUUGAUCAAGGAUUCCAGUUUGUUCAUAAAUGCCUAGUCCAACGUCUCAAAGAUGGAGAUUGGACUGUGUAUGUGUGUAUCGUCUGCGGUAUGCGGACACAUGCUGUUAACGUUCAUGUCAAGCUUGUGGCUGUCAGCUCAGCAAUGAAGAGAGGCAGAGAGGUGAUUGAACAGAUGAAAAACAACCCAGAUUAUUCACAAGUGUUUGGGUUGCUGCUGAGCCCACUUGACAGCAGACUAAAAGACAUUGGUGGAUUUCUGCCACAAGGCUAUGAGGCCUUACAGAAACAGUUGGGGGAUCUGCAAGAUGUUCUCUCCAGGUACUUGAAACAAGAAGAGGAAGCCAUGGAAAGUAGAAUAAGAAAUUAUGAGGAAGAGCAAAGGAAUAAUUUUAUGAAGUUGAAAGAAAUGGCACAGAAGGAGAAAGCAAAACUUAUAAGUGUGCUUUUUCACAACUCUGACGGCACCCGCACUAUACCGACACAGGACAGAGGCUCAACACGCCUACACGCUCCUGUGAGUCAUUCCAAAAGUACAUCAGAUUAUGAGAGUGGAAAAUCAAACUUCGUUGGUAAUGGGAGAAAGAAUAUGAAGAUGAGGGAUUCAAGUCCAGAUGUUUUUGCAAUGGAUGAAUUGGAACUUGAGGAGGCUGACGAGGGUACUCUGGGUGCUGCAUACGCAAGGAGAUCUGCGAGAACAAUUCAAACGUGGAGCAGUUUGGGCGGAAGCGAACAGAAGACUUGGACGCAGCGGAUGAAGUUGGCACAGUGGCAGGAUGAUACUUCUUUGAUGUCUACAUCUGUGCCGAUCUCUAUGCCUGCACAUGCUAGAAGUGUGAGAGUCAAAUCACACCUUGAUGACAGUUUUGAGGAGUCAGCAGAAUUUGAUGAUAUUCCACGAAAUAUGCAAGCUUUGUCGGAGAGCAUUCAAGAACGAGAUCGCUACAUAUUUGGAGAUCGGCCUCGCCAACGAGUGCACACUGGGGACUUCACACAAGUCAACUGGCAUUAA
This is a messenger RNA of Candidula unifasciata, 1134 nucleotides long. The record is from the annotation of a GenBank genome assembly. NCBI's taxonomy places the organism in Eukaryota, Metazoa, Mollusca, Gastropoda, Stylommatophora, Geomitridae.